AUGGAAAAUUGGAGAAAAAACCAAAGGAUCAGUAAUCAUCAAGUGGGAGAUUGGAGAUCCUCAUCUUAUAACGGCAAACCACCUUUGGGUAAAGUGUCUUUUUGUUUUCCCUUUGUUUCGUUUAGUUUUGUUCUUUCUUUUGAUUCUUUUUACUUCUUUUGGUUCAUAGAUAAGAGGUAUAUGUAUAUGCAUUCCAAUGUGAUGAACUGGGAAGACUAUGCUGUCAAAGAGGCAUUUGAAGAUGAAAAAUUCAGGUUUUGGGCUGAGAACAACGGCUUUUCCUGCAACAUUCCAUUGCCCGAUCCCAGUGACAUGUACAUUGAUGAUGUAGAUUGGAAUACAAAUGUUGAUUCUGAACUAUCCCAACAGAAUGAUUCUCAAAGGUGGAUUUCAGAGGAAUACCAUGCUGGUGACUUACAUGACAAGUAUCAAGCAAGAAAUAAUGCGAACGGAAAUUGGGGAACAUGGGAAGGAAAUAACAGAAGGAGAGAUAACGGCAUAUCAUGGUCUAUGAACCCUACAUAUCAGAAUGGUAAUAAUCAAUAUGAUAUGAAUCGAGGAAGAGGAAAUGGAGGAAGAGGAAGAGGAAGAAGGGGAGGUGGAGGAAGAGGAAGAGGAAGAACGGGAGGUGCAGCAAGAGGAAGAGUGGAAAGAGGGGGAGGUAGCUGCUCCCAGUUCAUGGUAAAUUCCUUAUGA
Molecule: messenger RNA, 696 nt
Organism: Lathyrus sativus (Indian pea)
Lineage: Eukaryota; Viridiplantae; Streptophyta; Magnoliopsida; Fabales; Fabaceae
Source: the annotation of a GenBank genome assembly